Aphanomyces astaci is the source of this 435-nucleotide messenger RNA. RefSeq lists its product as hypothetical. Bases 1 to 435 code for a protein of 144 amino acids. The transcript has a single exon. The record is from RefSeq and is a predicted model, not a curated record. NCBI's taxonomy places the organism in Eukaryota, Oomycota, Saprolegniomycetes, Saprolegniales, Verrucalvaceae.
AUGAUGGUGGCCAUGGCGACGGCGCAGCAGCUUGGAACGGUGACGCCGCCGUCCCUCCGCACAAUCUAUGUCUGCUCAUCCAGCGAUGCCUCACUGAAUGGCGUGUACCAAGUGGAAGAGUCCCUUCGAUCCGACGAUGUGCCAGUGUUCACCCGCACAGACCAAGAUGGCGACGAUCUCGCAACACACGAUUACCGCCUCUUUCGGCACCAGGGCUACUGGUCGUUCGCGAACUUCGCGUCGUGGCCACCGGAUGUCAUGUUCCGCUGCGACCCGUACCGCAACCAUCACGAAGACAACGUAGCGUGCGAGAAGGGCCAAGCCGUGCCGCCUCUGAGUGGGUACACCGCCCGACAAGCCGACACCACCUUAACCGCACCUCCCACGCUGCAGCUACUCCCGUGCGCUCUGCCAUUGGCCAUAUCGGACUUGUAA